Molecule: messenger RNA, 2448 nt
Organism: Penicillium bovifimosum
Lineage: Eukaryota; Fungi; Ascomycota; Eurotiomycetes; Eurotiales; Aspergillaceae
Product: DUF3433 domain-containing protein
Exons: 2
Coding region: 1-2448 (815 amino acids)
Source: RefSeq, a predicted model, not a curated record
AUGUUGAACCCGACUAGAAACCUCAGCCUGCGCAACGUUAAUUCAAGCAAGCCCCAGCUUGCUCGAACCGAAUCAAGACAAUCCGUGGCUGCAUCAGACGACUACUAUUCAUUCUCUGAUCGAGCUUCAGCUACAUCUAGUCCUGAUAGCCGGGUAACGGUUAUGCGAUUCAGGACUGCGGACUCUCAUCAUUCAUCUCAACCACCUUCACCCACAAUGCCCCAACCACAGUAUACCGAGGAUGAUCUUCCAUCACGACCACCAACAGCCAGCACAGUCCGCUUUGAAGAUCGAGUGACUCACAUUUAUCCUCGAUCUGAAGACGAGAGAUCUGAUGACACUGCCCGCCGAGUACCGAGCGACUACACAGGACCAACCCCCACUCCAGGCUUGGACGACUCCUCAUAUGUCCGAUUCGCAAUUAACCAGCUCACCCAUGAAAGAGCCCGAGGAAUCCAAAGGCACGACUCUGUCUCUACCACGACCACUGGGAAUUAUCCGACUGAUCAGUUGGUAUGGGAUGAGGGACUUGGUUAUUUCACUCGCACCCGCACCCCAAUUCGACAUGAUACGCCCCCUGUGAGACCGUCAUAUACAUCUCCCUCGCCACAGGCUUUACCGCAGAGGCCAGCCUCUGUGGACCCAGAGUCCUUCAUGGCCGUUGACCCGCCAGAGCAGAGCUUGUUAUAUCCUCCCUUGGACUACUUGCCUCUUGCUUUGCGGCCGUGGACUUUGGCGCUGACUAUGCUCUGUUCUCUGCUCAUGAUUGCUGCUAUAAUCUUCUGCAAUAUAUGGUCCCGCCGUCAUGACGGGCUGUGGGACUACGAGCGUCAAGGCGGCGGACGGUAUUUUGUCCUUCAAUUUUUACCGCAAAUCCUGGCCACGCCGAUUAUCAUUUGGUCGUUUGUCAUUCAAGCUGCCCUCUACCGCAUUGCACCCUUUUCUAUAAUGUCCGCGGAAAGACAGGGCGGAUUGGUCAUGCAUCGCCUACCUAUCCUCUCAAAAAACUUCGUUUUCCCAGAUUUCUCCCACUUUCAACAUGGUGAAUCGUUGUUCGGAAUCUCACUGUUUACAAUCUGGCUUUCCAACUUCUUUGCCAUUCCUCUUCUCAGCUGUCUUUUUCAGGCGAAACACUACAUUAUUGACGGACAGGGUGUCUGGAGAUGGGCGUCCGUCCAGUCUGUGGGCUGGACAUUGGUGGCACUAUAUGGCGUUUUGACCAUUGGUCUGAUGUUCUUAUUCCUCCGAUUCGUCCGUAGCUGGUCUGGCUUGAUGUGGGAUCCCGUGAGCUUGGCAGAUUUGAUUUCCAUCAUCCAGCGAUCGAACAUUCUCCACGAUUUCGAGCAUUCAGAGACAGUCCCUUCCGUGCGGGAGUCACUGGAUUCCCGGAUCCUUCGACUGGGCUACUGGAAACUCUCAAGCAAGCCCGAGAUAUUUUACGGCAUCGGCGAAGUUGAUGCUCCCGUGCGCACUCCAUCCUUGCAUCAAACCGGCAAAAGAGAGAACCAGCCACAUGGACUUGCUAAGGUCUGCUUCGAUGUCGAACACAAUGGUGGGUUUGCCAAUGAUCAACUGGAUCACCAUCUCUACUCGCCAAUCGCCCGUUACCGCUGGACACCGUGGUUUUUGAGAAAAAUCGCGGUGUUCGUUUGGGUUGCCAUCGUUUUCGCCUUGUUCAUAGCUUUCGUCGCAGUCAGCUUCAUUCACAACGGCAUUCAAGGCGGCUUCCCUCCCAAACUUCCAACCCUCCCAUCGACAACUGCAUUCUCCUCCUCGAAUUUCCUCUACAGCUUUGUCCCCGCACUUAUCGGCAACAUCCUCUUCCUCGCUUGGCAACCCAUCGAUGUAUAUUUCCGCGCUCUCCAACCCUUCGUCGAGCUGUCAUCGCCCACCGGCGCAUCCGCGGAACGGAGUGUUCUACUCUCCUACCCAUCCUCAUACCCACUCCAAGUCACAUUCCAGGCCAUCAUCAACGGCCACUUCAAAGUUGCCUGGAUCUCUCUCAUGAGUCUGGUAUCCGUUGCGAUCCCGAUCCUCGCCGGCGGAGUCUUCAUUGCCCUCUGGUUCCCCUCCCACAACGAUAUCCGCAUUUCCGCCUUGAUGCCGGCAUUCUACGCAUUGGUUGCCUUUUGCGGUUUAUAUGCUGUGUCUUUCCUGGCCAUCUGGCCAGGAAAGACCCGCUACCUGCCGCACGACAUAACCACCUUGGCUGAUCUCAUGAGCUAUCUCUACCAGUCACCACUUCUUUCGGACAAGAUCCUGCGCGAACCCCGAAGCAAGACGGACCUUGUCACUCGUCUUAUCAUUGCCCCGCCUUCAGAGCGUGAGCAGCCUCGGUAUGGAUUUGGAAUCUAUAUUGGCCGGGAUGGAAAGGAGCAUCUUGGUAUUGAUCGUUUCCAUCGCCCCGGUCGAGCUGAUAUGCUCAUUACCACGAGCACCAAGGAAUGA